Molecule: messenger RNA, 3939 nt
Organism: Symbiodinium sp. CCMP2456
Lineage: Eukaryota; Dinophyceae; Suessiales; Symbiodiniaceae
Source: the annotation of a GenBank genome assembly
AUGGAGAUUGUCGCCAAGUCCAUCGCUUCGCCAGCAACAGCUCGUGUGCUGUUGACAGGGUUGAAGCUGUGCUGGCGGGUCCUGGCUCCAGAGGUGUUUCUGCGACAGCUGGCGGCACUGGCGGUACUGAUCAUUGUGCGACACUCGCUGUGGCGAACACGCAGAUGGCUUCGGGCUCUUUCUGCCAAGAUAGCUCUUCCGAACAGUCGAAAGGUCUACAAGGAAGAGCUGAAGCAAGCCAGGAGGAAGUCUGCGGACUACAAGACCUUCCAAAGCUUGGGGGAGAAACUGGACAAAGCAGAAGGAAAGGACAAAUGGAAGCGUGAGGACAAUUCUCCACUCUUCGAUUCGCAGCACUUGCGAGAGCGUACAAAAAGGUACCGAGAAAUGAUGGCAAGAGGCGACGUGGAUGCUUGCAUGUAUGCGUUACGUGGAGAGCUUCUGAGGAAGCACUUCGGAAUUUGCAAUCCAGCGCUCUUCCAGGCAUGCAACACCGGCACGAAAGUCGUCAUAGAGGAGUACGUGGCAACGGUGUGUGAGGCCAUGGCUUGGGUUGGAUUUUCCUACAACUCCCCAUCAACACGAACAGAUCUGCAGACCAAGAAGGAUGCGAUUCACGAGCGCUUGGCCUUCUUCAACGAGACCAAGCAUGGCUUUGGUCGAAGUGCCCUUCUGCUCUCCGGCGGUGCAUCGGUGGGCAUGUACCAUUUCGGAGUGGUGAAGGCGCUGCACCUCAACGGGCUGCUCCCACGCGUCAUGAGUGGGACUUCAGCCGGAUCCAUCGUGUGCGGAGUGCUUGGCGUGAGGACCGAUGCAGAACUCAUGGAGAUGUGGGACGAUACGUUUUCCUGGUCUCAGAACUUCAGCUUGGAUUUCUUCGGAGACCUGGACGUGAACCGCUUCCUGAAAACAGGGCAGGAACUCUACUCGUCCGAGCACCUGGGGCGAAUCCUCAGGGACAACAUGGGUGAUCUGACUUUUCUGGAGGCCUUCGACAGGACCGGCCGCAUCAUCAACAUUACGGUGAGUGGCCUCCCUGGCAACACGAGGUACCCAAUGCUGCUGAACUACUUGACUAGCCCACAUGUGCUGGUGUGGGACCUUUCCGCGUUUGAGGGCUUCUGCGUCAGGGCCUUCAUGCAGGGCCUGCGCAGCAAAAUCUUGGACCACACCGGGUGUCGCUUGUUGCUUGGCCGGCUGUUGUCUUUGGCUACGGCGCGGGAAAGACACGAGGUACUGCACGGAGAAGCACCGAUCAGAGCGUCCUUCUUCAAUUGCGCACGGGCGGACGACUCGAAAGAGGCACAGAAGUUCCUACAACCUCGCUGUGAGAAAAGACGAGCUCAGAAUCUGCUCCAUCGGCUGGGCAAAGUCAGCCAGUCCCUCACGGAGGAUGAACUCCGAGCAGCCAUCGACGUGCUCGCAGAUCCGCUGGAAGGCCUGCUGCGCGACGCAGCAGAGGUCGACGCCAGAACUCUGAGCAGAUUGACGGUGUCCAUCGCCCGAGUGCAUCUGCGGUUACCAUCUGCACGGCUACAAAGACUGGCUGAAGACAGCAUCCAAUUGCUCACGCGAAGGAAGACCGCCAAUCCGCAGGACAUCGCAAAUGCUGCUUGGGCUCUGGGAAGACUGCAGUUUUCUACAAGCUCUGCAACCUUGGCAACUGAGCUGUUGGCAAAGGUCUCUGCAGAGUUCGGCGCCAUUGACUUAGCCCAGAGUCUGUGGUCCUGUGCCGCUUUAAAGCUCCACAGUCGGCUGGCCCAGCCCUUGCUUGCCGCCGCAGCGGGGAAGUGCAGUGAGUUGUCCGUCGCUGGCCUGUCCAGUGUGGUCUGGUCCGCAGCAACAUUGGCGAUGGCUGAUGUCUGGGCCUGCCAAAGGCUCGGAAACCGUGCCCAAGAGCUCGCCGACCGAUGCCGUGCGCGAGAACUCUCCAACUUGACCUGGUCUUUUGCCACACUUUGCACGUUGACUCGACCUUUGGCCAUCAGCUUUGCAGCGCUAGCCGCGGCGGGAGCUGAGAAGUUCAAGUGUCAAGAGUUGGCCAACAUCGCCUGGGCAUUUGCUUCAGCAUCUGCGCUGACCCGAAGAGAAUUGGUGCAAACCCUCAGGAGGCUGACGACGAGUGCGCAAGCACAGGCAAGCCAAUUUAAGCCACAGGAGCUCUGCAACUUCAGCUGGGCAUUGGUGGCAGCAGAAGCACCCUGCACGGAGUGGCUUGCCGCAGCUGCUGCCAUAUUUGAGAGCUCGCCGGCGCGCUUUAAUUCCAAGGACCUGGUGCAACUCACAUGGUCCUUUGCUCGCGCCUCUUCUGAGAGCACUGCCAUUGCUGGAGUGGCCAAGCAGGCAGUGCGAGAGCUGCGACAGCCGCUGAGCCUCAAGGACCUUUCAGAUUUGAUGUGGUCUUGUGCCAAGACACAAGUACGAGAGAAAGCUCUGCUACAGUCCUUCACCCAGUCGCUCCUUUCGGACGGCGCAGCGGUGUCAAGAUGCAAGCCUAUCGAACUGUCGAACUUGGCGUGGUCCAUCGUCAAGCUGGGGCUACAAGAGGAGCAAGAGUUCUUCUUGAGUGAGCUCUGUCGUUAUUCUGUCGAGAAGAUGGCGGACUUCAAACCCGUGGAGCUUGCCAACUUGUCAUACUCGCUCGCGAGGGCUUCCAUCCGUUGUGUCGGCACUUUUGCAGCUAUCGCGCGGCAGGUGGAGCAACAGCUGGAGUCGUUCACUGCCUAUGACCUCGGCUACACUGCCUGGGCAUUUGCCACCGCCAACAUUUCGAGAACAGAUCUGUUCCAUAAGAUCGCGCGGAAAUCGACAAGCAUGCUGGGUGACUUUACCGAACAAGGCUUCUCAGAUUUGGUGUGGUCCUUUGCAAUCUCAAGCGUCUUCAGCAAGGAUUUGUUCAUGGCUGUGCAGAUGCGGCUGCAUCAGGGCUUGGAUGCGCAAAUGUCUUCGCCCAGCAGGAUGAUGGAGCAUGCUGACUAUCUCAGGAGAUUGGUUUGGGCAAUGAAUUUCAGCGGCAUAUUGACCGAUCCAAUACGAGCGCAGGCCCAAAAGGCUUUCCAGGGUUUUGGUGACAAGCUGGAUGCAGAGCGGGGUUCUAGCAUCUUUGCAUGUUUCGGUCGGUCGAUUCGGAGCGGCGUCAUCUCUUCCUGCGAGCCAGGAAUCGCUUGGGAAACUUCUGGCUUAGUCGUCCUUCACAAGCCAGCCGGCUGGAAGGUGGACACCGAAGGUGAACAGCUGGAGAAGGACGAGAAUUGUCUGCUGUCAAGCUACCAGCAGGUCUUCUUUCAAGCCCGGUGUCACCCCAUCCUCCUGGACGUGAAGCACUCCAGAGGGUUUCUUCAUCGUUUGGACAUCCCGAGCUCGGGACUGGUGACCUGCACAUUGACCUACAAGGCCUUCUGGGACCUGCAGCAACAGCUGGUCACUGGAACGUUCGCGCGAGAAUAUGUGUCGUUGUGCUAUGGCUGGGCAUCGGUGGAUCUGCAACACAUCGGUGUCAACAUCUCUUGGAAUCGACGCGUGUCUUCACUGAGCAAGGUGGGGCCGCAAGGGAAGACAUCUGUCACGGAUCUCAAGGUCGUGGCACACUGUGCGCGACACGGAGAGGCGUUGAGCUUGCUACUUUUCUCCAUACGGACCGGAAGACGUCACCAGAUUCGAACACAAUCGGCUCAUCUGGGGCAUGCAGUUGUGUGCGAUGGGAAAUACACAGCUGCUGCCACAUUCAAUGCCACGCUACAGUGGUGUCAAAGGAAUUUCUUGCACCGAUGCCGACUGGCUUUCCACUCUGGAGCUGAUCACAUUGACAUCGUCGUCGCACUGCCUCGUGACCUCGAACUGGUCUUGAACGCAGUCGAUGACCGUGACCAAAUGUCAGCUUCUCACCGGCAGAAGCUGCUGAAAAGCACUCCGCAAGCCUGGGCAACAUGGCAGCGACUC